This is a messenger RNA of Cyclopterus lumpus (lumpfish), 938 nucleotides long. RefSeq names its product gamma-glutamylaminecyclotransferase-like. The coding region runs from base 27 to 587 and encodes 186 amino acids. Gene Ontology annotation, molecular function: gamma-glutamylaminecyclotransferase activity. NCBI's taxonomy places the organism in Eukaryota, Metazoa, Chordata, Actinopteri, Perciformes, Cyclopteridae. The transcript is spliced from 2 exons. The record is from RefSeq and is a predicted model, not a curated record.
CAAGCUCAUCCGAGUUUGUACCGCGCAUGCGCUGUCCACUCGCUCCUGAAUGGCCGCUGAGUUGCUGCUCUAGUCUUCUCGUCUUCAUCACGUUCUGGUGCCGGCCCUCCUGCAUCCUCAUGGCUCGCGUCUUCGUCUACGGCACCCUGAAGAAGGGGCAGCCCAACUACCACCGCAUGUUCGAGGGCGCCAACGGGAAGGCGGCGUUCCUCGCCUCGGCCCGCACCGCCCAGCGAUACCCGCUGGUGAUCGCCGGCGAGCACAACAUCCCCUUCCUCCUCAACCUCCCCGGCCAGGGCCACCGAGUCCACGGAGAGAUCUACGAGGUGGACGACAAGAUGCUCCGAUUCCUGGACGACUUUGAACAAGUCCCCGACCUCUACCAGCGGACUCGGGUCACGCUGGAGGUCAAGGAGUGGGCGGGGCAGGCGGCUGGGGAGGCGAGGCCGGCGCCGGGCGCCACCGAGGCAUUCCUGUACAGCACGACGACGUACCGGCCCGACUGGCCCUCGCUGACCUGCUACGAGAGCUACGACGCGCACGGCGCUCACGGCCUCCGGUACGUGGCCAGGACGGAGCGAGACUGACUACCUCCUGGCCAAUCAGCUCCUUUGUGGGCGGGGUCACGUGCUUCAAUACACUCCCGUACCGAGUCCUCACUACUUCAUUAUUAAAGAUAGGAAGUGUGAAAAAGUAGUUAUUUGAUGAAUUACAGCAGUGUUAUCGUCUUUAUAAGCUAAAUGAACAUUUACACUCAUGUUGGCUGAUAGAUCCACUUUUUAAUAAUAAUAAUAACAAUAACAACGUCAAUAUGCAACUUUUUUUAACGAUUUUCCUCGUCGUAAAUUGUUUAAAAAGCUUAAAAUGCUAAACUGUGUUUGUUUUACCCUCCAGUGCUAAAAGGCACUUUGAUAUUAAAAUGUAACAUCGUCCUCUGA